Messenger RNA from Cynara cardunculus var. scolymus (artichoke), 678 nucleotides. RefSeq names its product probable ascorbate-specific transmembrane electron transporter 1. The transcript is spliced from 4 exons. The record is from RefSeq and is a predicted model, not a curated record. Lineage: Eukaryota; Viridiplantae; Streptophyta; Magnoliopsida; Asterales; Asteraceae. Bases 1 to 678 code for a protein of 225 amino acids. Gene Ontology annotation, molecular function: oxidoreductase activity.
AUGGCCAACCAUCGUUCCAGUGACCGUACGUCCGCGUUGCCAGUCAUCGUGUUCACGCUCACGCAUUUGUUGGUCGUAUCAAUCGCUGCCCUUGUGCUGGUUUGGCUCAUGAGGUUCAGGGAAGGUUUUGCUUUUACAUCACAGAUCAAAGCAAAGAUUUUUAAUUUGCAUCCACUUCUCAUGGUACUUGGAUUCAUUGUAUUUUCUGGGGAAGCGAUGAUAACAUACAAGUCGAUCCCUGCAUCGAGACAAGCGCUUAAACUAAUUCACCUGAUGCUACAUUUGAUCGCGCUUGCUUCUGGAAUUCUGGGCGUUUAUGCAGUCUUCAAGUUCCAUAACGAACUCCAUAUCCCGCAUAUGUACACGUUACAUUCCUGGAUCGGCUUGUCUACCAUCUGCUUAUUCGGGUUUCAGUUGCUAUUCGGAUUCUUCUCUUUUUUGUUUCCGGGCGCAGAGUCUGCAACACGCGCAAGAAUCGCUCCAUGGCAUGUUUUUUUUGGCGUCGUUAUCUUUUUCAUGGCGAUCGUGAGUGCCGAGACGGGAUUAACAGAAAAGUUCUAUUUCCAACGCUUGAAGCGUGGCCAAGAAGCGCUUAUCGUCAACUUUAUAGGACUGUUACUGCUACUUUCGGGGAUAACGGUUUCCCUUAUUGUUGUUCUUCCUCUACGAAGGAUAUAG